This is a messenger RNA of Penicillium nucicola, 552 nucleotides long. RefSeq names its product cupin domain-containing protein. Bases 1 to 552 code for a protein of 183 amino acids. The transcript has a single exon. Lineage: Eukaryota; Fungi; Ascomycota; Eurotiomycetes; Eurotiales; Aspergillaceae. The record is from RefSeq and is a predicted model, not a curated record.
AUGGAUACUCCAAUUCGUCGAGUCAUUGCCAGCCACGAUGCUGAAGGAAAGGGCCAUUUUGCUGCAGACGACAUCUUAACGCCCUAUGAUCCCAACACCGCGCCAGUCUUCUCUACGCCAGGCCCCGACUCUGGCUUUGGCGUUAUUCAAAUUCACCGGUCGCGUGGAUUCCCAGUGGACAAUAUGAAAGCUGUGGCUGAUCCACAUAAGACACUCGUUCCUCUCGCCGAUACCAAGGGACCGUCUUGUCGUAUCAUUGAUCUGCCGCCUGCCGACGCAGGCUGGUUCCACCGUACGCUGAGCUUAGACUACGGCAUUGUGCUUUCUGGCACUGUUGGGCUCAUUACCGAUGGAGGGAAAGAAACGAUCCUGAAUCAGCACGAUGUCAUUGUAUGUCGGGGGGUGAACCAUGAAUGGGUUAAUCGGGGCAAGGAUGUUGCUAGAAUCUUUGUGGUGGUGGUUCCUAGCAAGGAGAUCGUGUUGGCGGAUGGGACUAUACUGGAGAAGACUCCUGCUGGAGAUAUCUAUGAUCCUCAAGAAGAGGAGGAUUGA